Molecule: messenger RNA, 1506 nt
Organism: Colletotrichum graminicola M1.001
Lineage: Eukaryota; Fungi; Ascomycota; Sordariomycetes; Glomerellales; Glomerellaceae
Product: ATPase
Exons: 1
Coding region: 1-1506 (501 amino acids)
Biological process (GO): protein insertion into mitochondrial inner membrane from matrix; mitochondrial respiratory chain complex III assembly
Cellular component (GO): mitochondrial inner membrane
Molecular function (GO): ATP binding; ATP hydrolysis activity
Source: RefSeq, a predicted model, not a curated record
AUGGCUCAUCAGUUCCAUAUCGCAGGCGCAAGCCACACUCUCCUCGACCCGUGGUCUCACGGAGUUGGUGUCAUGAGAGACGUUCUCACCCGAUGGUCUGAGCUCGACAUCACCCACAUCGGCUCUCUCAUCGCCAUCGCUGGUACAGUUCCGACCGCCUGGCGGUUUCUGCAUCAAGCCUGGCGCGAGGCCUACGGCUGCAUCAAACGCUUCUUCCUCGCUUCCGUGACCAUCCCCGGCGGCGACCCGGUCAACCGGAGCGUCGUGAAAUGGGUCCUUGCGCACCGGCCCCAGCACUACCGGUCCUUCACGGGGCGCACCGAGGUCGGACGCGCCGGCCCAGACCGCGCCGCCGCGCUGAAAAAGACCCGUCACUCGAUCCAGUACAGCCCGCACUGGCACUCGAAAUGGCUCUGGUUCGGCCGCAGCCUGCUGGUCGUCACCCGCGCCGUUGGGGACUUCACUUCCGCCCUGUCGGACCCCAGCUACGACGGCAUCGGCGGCGAAGAAUUGACCGUCAGCUGCUUCGGGUGGUCUGUGGAACCCGUGCAGGCCUUCAUCGAAACCUGUCGCGAGUAUGCCGACAGGCAGACGCAGUACUUCGUCAUCAUCUACUCCCGCGACCGCUACGGUAUGUCGUGGAAGCCGAAGGCCCGCAAGCCCCUCCGCCACCUCGACACCGUCCACUUUGAUCACGCCGUCAAGCAGGAGCUGCUCGCCGACAUCAGGAACUACCUGGACCCCAAGACCCAGAUGCGUUACCAAAGCCGCAGCAUGCCGUACCGCAGGGGCUACCUCUUCUACGGACCGCCCGGGACCGGCAAGUCCUCCCUGUCCGUGGCCAUCGCCGGCGAGUUCGGGCUAGACAUGUACGAAGUCAAGAUCCCCAGCGUUGCAACGGACGCGGACCUCGAGCAGAUGUUUCAGGAGAUCCCACCGCGGUGCGUGGUCCUGCUCGAGGACAUCGACGCCGUCUGGGUGGAUCGCUCCAACAACCUAGACAGGAAUGGCAACGGCAGCGGCAGCGGCAGCGGCAGCGGCAGGGCGCAUUCGCCGGAAGGUAGCAGCGUGCCCAACUGCACGCUCUCCGGCCUGUUGAACGUCCUGGACGGCGUCGGGUCUCAGGAGGGCCGCAUCGUCAUCAUGACUACGAACCGGCCCGAGCAGCUCGACAGUGCCUUGGUCCGCCCGGGCCGCGUCGAUAUGAAGGUCCUCCUCGGCAACAUCAGCCGACGGUCGGCGGAGGAGAUGUUCGUGCGCAUGUUCUCGCCCGACCUAGGGUGCACGUCGCACCUCGACAUGAACGAGAUCAGGAGCCUCGCGGCGCAAUUCUCUAGCAAGAUACCCGAGGACACGUUCACGCCUUCGCAGCUGCAGGGCUUUUUUCAGGUACACCUGGAAAGCCCCCAUGAUGCGGUGGAAACGAUUGGGGCUUGGACAACGAAAGAGCUUGCAAAGACCCACUACAAGGAAUUUGAAUUCAUAAGCGCCAACGUAAAGGCGUAG